AUGCAGUCCUCUUUUAUGUUCGCGUUAGCUGUGGCCAUCCUCAGCUCGGUCACUACCGGACAACUGCUACCACAAUCAACUGUUCCCGAGAUCCAGCCUUAUCCAUCAGGUGCUCCUAUCCUUCUUGUCUCCGGCUCAUUCAGCCUAGGCCCUACGCCAUCAGAAACGGCAUACCCAGCACCCGGUGAUGGUGAUGAUAAUGACGAUGAGAAUGGAGACGAUGAAAAUGGCGAGGAGUCUCCAGUGAUUACAGGCUUGCCAGAUAUGCCAGGAGAAGAUGAACCAAAGACUUUGGACCCUGAACCAAGUGUUACCAUUCUCCGGGUGCGAGGGGAUUCAUCCAUCCAGAUGAUCCCUGAGUCCACCUUGUCAUCCGCAUCCAUCAUGGCGCGUGCAACCUCUCAAAUAACGAGCUCUGAGCAAGUUCCGUCGACUCUGAUUGAGGCUUCAACUCUGGAUCCGACCUCUCUCACUCGACUGAUUCCUGAACCCAGCACGAUGUCGGCAUCUACCCUGUCGGCAUCUACCCUGUCGGCAUCUACCCUGGCUCCCAGGGCUACUCAGGCUUAUCUCAGACGAAGAAGACAGGCAAGACAUGCGGGUUAUACCAUGACGACAUCUAUGAUAUCAAUCUCAGAUCCAACUUCUCGGACUCAGAUUACCCCUAAAUCUACCAUGUCGGCGACGACCCUAGCAACGGUGAAGCGAGAGCAUAACAGACAGACAAACGGCGUUUCCAGCUCUAGUCCUAGCCAUGCGAACCCUAUCGGGGUAUAUCCUGUCCCUGGCAUUACUCAGGCCGGUGCCGCGCCAUCAUCAAUGUGCAACUAA
Trichophyton rubrum CBS 118892 is the source of this 831-nucleotide messenger RNA. RefSeq lists its product as uncharacterized. The transcript has 2 exons. Bases 1 to 831 code for a protein of 276 amino acids. Lineage: Eukaryota; Fungi; Ascomycota; Eurotiomycetes; Onygenales; Arthrodermataceae. The record is from RefSeq and is a predicted model, not a curated record.